This is a messenger RNA of Gossypium raimondii (Peruvian cotton), 2842 nucleotides long. Its product is annotated as 5'-3' exoribonuclease 3. The coding region runs from base 145 to 2538 and encodes 797 amino acids. The record is from RefSeq and is a predicted model, not a curated record. The transcript has 22 exons. Gene Ontology annotation, cellular component: nucleus. NCBI's taxonomy places the organism in Eukaryota, Viridiplantae, Streptophyta, Magnoliopsida, Malvales, Malvaceae. Gene Ontology annotation, biological process: nuclear-transcribed mRNA catabolic process. Gene Ontology annotation, molecular function: RNA binding; 5'-3' RNA exonuclease activity.
CAUAUCGAAGAGUCACCAAAUCAAGUCCAUGCUAUCAGUGACUCUCUUUAUUAAACGUCUGCAAAACUGCAACAAGCUACAAUCAUUUCCCUUCCCUGUUAUCAAACACCUUAGCUUGUCAUCCAAAAAAAACAAAAAGAAACAAUGGGUGUUCCAUCUUUUUAUCGUUGGUUAGUGAAUAAGUACCCUAACAUUAGGGUAAAAGCCAUUGAAGAACAUAUACAUGGUCAUUGUGUCGAUACAAGCUCUUUAAAUCCAAAUAGUAUUGAGUUUGAUAACCUUUAUCUUGAUAUGAAUGGUAUCAUUCAUCCAUGUUUUCAUCCUGAAGAUCAGUCUGUAAUACCACCAAGUACAUAUGAAGAUGUAUUCACCAGUAUCUUUGAAUACAUAGAUACCCUUUUUAACAUCGUUAGACCGAGGAAGCUGUUAUAUAUGGCAGUUGAUGGUGUAGCUCCACGAGCUAAGAUGAAUCAACAGAGAUCAAGACGGUUUUGCACGGCGAAGAACGAUGAGAUUGCGGAAGCUGAAGAGGAUCGAUUACGGAGAGAAUUUGAGUUGGAAGGUAAACUGGUCCUUACGAAGAAGGAUUGUGAAGUUUGUGAUCCGAAUGUCAUUACACCUGGUACAGAGUUCAUGUACCGGUUGUCUAAGAAGCUUGAAGGUUAUAUCGAGUCUCGAAUGAAUGGUGAUUCGAUCUGGAAGGGAAUCCAGGUUAUAGUUUCUGAUGCAAAUGUACCUGGUGAAGGUGAACACAAGAUUAUGUCAUUCAUCCGGUACCAAAGAUGUCUCCCUGGAUACGACUGCAAUACUCGCCAUUGCUUAUACGGGCUGGAUGCAGAUCUAAUAAUGCUUGCUUUAGCAACACAUGAAGUUCAUUUUUCAAUUUUGAGAGAGGAUGUGCUCUUUCAAGAACAACAGCCAGCUUUCCGAUCUUUUUCCACAACAAGCAAUAGAGAAGCCGAGCCGUAUUCAUCGGAGUCUCUUAAACAUGCACCGGUAGCUAAAAGGCCCUAUGAGUUCCUCCAUGUCUGGAUCUUAAGGGAAUACAUAGAACUCGACAUGAAAAUUGCAGAUGUUCCUCAGAACAUAACUUUCGACCUUGAGAGAAUAAUCGAUGAUUUCAUUUUCAUGUGCUUUUUUGUUGGGAACGACUUCCUUCCUCGUAUGCCCUCUUUGGAUAUUCAUGAGGGAGCCAUGGAUUUACUAUUGACAGUUUAUAAGCAAAAUUUCAAGAACAUUGGUGGAUAUUUAGUUGACAUGCAAAGGGUUAAUGAUAAGAAAGGAGGGUAUAUAAAAUUAAAAAGGGUGGAGAAAUUUAGCCUUUUAGUUGGAUCAUUCGAAGAAAAGAUUUUCAAGAAACGACUUGAAUUGCACGAGCGUUGUCUUAGAAGACUAUGCCAGAAUUCAGAUAGGCAGCAAGCUGAUGAAAUGGAGAUCUUUAACUUGGAUCCUCCCAUGGACGUGACUAAGAAUUCCUUGGCUGAUAUAAAUGAUAUUUUGAGAAACACGAAAGAAUUGAAGGAAAAAUUGAAAGAGAACUUACGGAACAAAUCCGAUUUUCUCAAGAAUGGUACUAUUAGAGAUCAGGUAAGAUUAGGUGUUGCUGGAUGGAAAAAAAGAUACUACAAGCUGAAAUUCUCUGCAGAAACUGAUCGGGAUAUUGAAAUAACAAGAAAGGAAAUAGUCCAAAAGUACACUGAGGGUCUACUAUGGGUGCUUUUGUACUAUUUCUCAGAUGUGCCAUCGUGGGCCUGGUACUAUCCCUAUUACUAUGCUCCGUUUCCGUCAGACAUGAAGGGUCUUUCUCAAGUGAGUGUAAAGUUCCAGAAGGGUCAGCCUUUUAAGCCCUUUGAUCAACUAAUGAGUGUAUUGCCACCCAGAAGUGCUCAUGCACUUCCGAAACUGUAUGCAAAACUUAUCACCGAUGCCGAUUCCCAAAUCAUUGACUUCUAUCCUACAGAUUUCGAAAUUGACAUGGAUGGUAAGCGCCACGCAUGGCAGGGCAUAUGCAAGCUUCCCUUUAUCGAUGAGGAACGGCUUCUAUCGGAGACACUAAGACUUGAGAAGGAAUUGAUGCCAGAAGAAACAGAAAGGAAUGCAGAGAAAAUUGACAAACUCUUUGUACCGAGACAUUUAGGAUCAAAGAUUUUGACACUUUUGCCUGAUAAUCAAAAGUUGCAUACAGAAGCCGAACUGAUCAGCGGUGCUGUUAGAGGACAUGUAUCAUCAUCACCUAUCAUGUUGUUGUCGUUCAAGAUCCCUAUCGGAAAACCACAUAUCCCACGCCCUCUAGAGGGUGUUGAAUAUCCCGAAAAGGCCAUAACUGAAGCUGAUAUUCAAAAAACUCAGCUAUGGCAUGAAUACCUUGGAACCAGACCGCUCUAUAACAGGUUCGAGUUAAUCCAAAAACCAGAAAUGAUCUUCACCCAUCGAACCAGACAUCAGAUACAAGGUUGCCAUGGAACCCAAGGUUUGACACAUGCAAAGUGGGUGGUGCUGGUUCAAGCUCAAACACGGCUAAAGCCAUUGCAGACAUGAAAAUAUCUGAACCUAGCCAUAACAGUAUGUUUGGUUAUGGAGGAGGGCAGACAUGGCGAAGGAGCUCGCAGCAGUCAAGUUCUUUUCGGUCAUCAACAUCAAACACGAACAAUCCAUGGCGUAGGGGACCGUGCAAAUCUAAUAACAAUGAUUCUGGAAGUGGUUUAAAGUGAAUGCUAUUCCAAAGAUUCUUUAAUGUUUGCCUUUUGAUUCUCCAACUCUGUUUUUUUGUCCAACACCAAACUUAUAUUUGAUCAAAGUUUUAUAUAAUAUUUUUAGUGUUUAAUUUAGGUUUUAAGAUUGA